GGGGGAGGGGGGGACGAGCGAGCGGAAAAAAAAGGAAAGGGAGGCCGGAGAGAGUUAGGAUCCGUCUCCAUCCGGACUCUUGCGUCGUGUUAUUUAUUGUUUGGCAUCGAUAUACCCAGAGUGACGGCCCGAGAGAACGAGCCUGGAUGCUGCUUAACCCGCUGAGUUCCUCUAGCAGAUAUUUUUCUGCUCCAGUAAUUCUGAUUAGCUGUUCACUAUUUUUCUGGAGAAGGAGGCACGUUUCGAGGGGUGCCUAAAGGAACCACCGUACUCAAUGACCUUCCAGCGAGAUGUCAGAUCGUUUGGGGCAAACUGCAAAGGGAAAGGAUGGAAAAACCAAGUACUCGUCACUCAACCUGUUUGAUACUUACAAAGGAAAGUCCUUAGAAACUCAGAAGCCUACAGUCACCGCACGUCAUGGAUUGCAGAGUCUCGGUAAAGUUGCCGCAGCUCGGCGCAUGCCACCCCCUGCAAACCUGCCAAGCUUAAAAGCAGAAAAUAAAGGCAAUGACCCUAAUAUUUCUUUAGUACCCAAAGACGGAACAGGAUGGGCAAGCAAGCAAGAAUCGCAAGACCAAAAGAGUACCGAUGCAUCGACAUCUCAGCAGCUGGAAUCGCAGCUGCCGCCGGCUUCACAGACGUCUGGCUCCAGUCAGCCGAAACGUCCAGUAGCAGCAACAGCAGUGGUAGCAACUCCACAGGAGGCCACCCCUUCAGCACAAAGCGGAACAAAAUCCUGGGCACAGGCGAGCGUUACACAUGGUGCACAAGGCGAUGGUGGAAAGGGAUCAAACCAACAGUCGCCAUUCUCUCGCGAGGAAUUUCCAACCCUGCAAGCGGCUGGAGAUCAGGACAAAGUUGGCAGAGAAAGGGACAUUGCAGAUCAGUCGUAUGGGCCCGGACCAAGCCUCCGCCCUCAAAAUGUGACCAGCUGGAGGGAGGGUGGUGGGCGGAACUUGGGUGCUCCGGGUGCCUCUUUGAUCGAGGGGGAAACCAAAGAGCUAAGCCCAGAAGAAGCAGCAAGCUCUAUAGCAUCCUCAGCCGACCAGAAGGUGCCCGCGAGGAUGGCCGAACAACCACCUAGAUCAGGGACCGGUGUGCCACAGCAGGCAGUUCCCCAGCCAUUCCCUCCACCAUACAGGGGGAUGAUGCCAGCUUUUAUGUACGCUCCAUAUUGUAGUUUACCGUUUCCAGCACCUUACGGACCACAGGGACAUUACAGAUACCCAUCACCCGAUGCCAGCAAGUUUCCUCGUGUUGCAGGACCUCGAUUGCCUCAACAUCCAACACGGAUGUCUGAAGCAGUAAAGCGACCCUCCAUCCUCAAACAGGAUGACUUGAAAGAGUUUGAUGAGCUUGAAAAUGAGACUGAUGAUGGCUGGGCAGGAGCACACGAGGAAAUAGACUACACUGAAAAGUUAAAGUUCAGUGAUGAUGAAGACGAUGAUGAUGCUGAAAAGGGAAAAUCUGAUAAUUGGGACGGCCAGCUGAGUCGGCCUGAACGGCAAGAGUUGCGCAACUCUGAGCACAGGAAGGAGGCCCCCUUGGAGGAGCAUUCAUCCGUCAAGGCAGCCAGGGGUGAAGGUCCAGCCACUGCUUUGACAGAGCUGGGGCCACCCAGAGUUCCUGCCAACUGGGGUCCUACUGCAGAUUACCAGGCUGCAGCCCCCCAGGACAAACCCAGUCCCGCCCUGGCCAAUCAAAAGGCACCGGUGGGUGAAGACGAAGACGAGGCCUGGCGUCAGCGGCGCAAGCAGUCCUCCACAGAGAUCUCCGCCGCUGUGGAGCGGGCGCGGAAGCGACGCGAGGAGGAGGAGCGCCGCAUGCAGGAGGAGCGGCGAGCUGCCUGCGCCGAGAAGCUGAAGCGCCUGGACGAGAAGUUCGGGGCCUCGGAGAAACGUCAGAAGUCUGAGCAGGAGAAGGAGGAGGCAUCGGAGGGAAAGGAGAACGAAGAGCCAGUCGGCUCCAACAAACGGCAGCGAACGGCCAGCAGCAGCAGCUUUGAAAUGACACAGGCUGAACCCCCACCUCCCCCUGAAAAGGAAGCGGUUGAAGUGAAAGAGGAGACAGGGGUGGCAAGAGUUGAGUCUAAAGUAGAAGCGGUAGUUCCAGGGAGGCAGUCACAGACUUCACAGGGGUACUCCAAAUACCAGAAGUCAUUGCCGCCCAGGUUUCAAAGACAGCAGCAGGAACAACUGCUCAAACAGCAGCAGCAACAGUGGCAGCAGCAGCAACAACAGCAGCAGCAGCAGCACCACCACCAGCAGCAGUCCUCCCAGCAGGCCCCACCGCAGCAGCCUCCUCUUGCCAUGGCCCCGUCAGCACCCAUGCACCCACAGCAACAGCAGAAGCCCAUGUACACUGGCUCAAUUGGCCGCCCGCCACCACCUCCCAUGCCCCCGUUGGGCUAUGACCCACGCUGGAUGAUGAUGCCUACUUACAUGGACCCUCGCAUGAUUCAAGGCAGGCCCACCAUUGACUACUUUCCACCUGGUGUCCAUCCAUCAGGUUUAAUGGCUCGUGAGCGCUCGGACAGUGGUGGUUCUGGAUCUGAACCCUUUGACCGACACCCUUCAAGGGGAACGCCUCCUAUUGACCCCAAGCUGGCCUGGGCUGGCGAUGUAUUCCCAUCAACAGAGAUGCGGCCUCUGGCUUCACCGAUAAGACCGCGUGAAGAAGAUGACAAAGGCUUGAGGAGUGAAACACCACCUGUCCGACACCGCGAUGCUGGGCCCCCGCAGUCCUUCAUGAGUGGUCUCCAGCAGGUCUCUGAGAGUGGUCCUCGGCAUGUUGCCCAGAUGCAGCGCUAUCAGCUGGUAGAACGGCUGGAUGAGCAGAGGCAGAGCCCCUGGCAGAACUCGCUGCCCAGUGUCCAGGCAGAGCUGGGAAGGGAUAGGCGGAUCGAGAUGUCCGCCCAGCUUCAGCAUCCGCAGCGCAAGGCAGACCAGGAGCCAAUGCCCGUCCGCAGGGAAGCGGCCCAGUUGUCGCACGAAGACAAAAAAGUGGAGACGCACGUGAUGCACCUACCCCGAGAAUCCACACAGCUUUCCAACAGUGUGAAGAAGGCAGGGCCACACCCUCAGCCUCUGGAACUCCUGCAGCACAAGGAAGACCACUCAGCCAAAGAGAACAAGCUGGAUGAGAACCGGAAGGGAGACAAGCCCGGCCGUCAGGAUGCGCACCGGCCUCAGAGGAAGGAAUCCAAGACUGAAACCCGCUGGGGUCCCCGCCCAGGCAGUAAAAACCGUGACGAGAUGGGGGAGAAACCUGCCCGCAGAGCUGGCCCUAUCAAAAAGCCAGUGCUGAAGGAGCUGAAGAGAGAAGACAGCGAACAGGAGAUUGAAAAGGGAAAGCUAGCAGCUGGAGAGAAAGCCACCGUCAAAGGGAAGGACAAGCCACAGGAGUCUAAAUUUGAAACUGACCCUUCCAAGCCCGAUUCUUCCUCUGCCAGUUUGAAAUCGUGCCAGCCCAGUCCUUCUGUGGCUGGCUCUAACAAGUCUUUGCCAGGCCCUCCCGUGGUGAACUUGCAGGACGAUCGAGGGAAAGCCAAGCCUUCUGGAAAGGAGCAGAGGCCUGAGAAAACGAAACCGUCCAAGCCACCUUCGAAGGACUUUGGCAGUGGGCCUCCGCCCCCUCGGCGCAACAGAGACCGCGACCACUCAUUCGACCGCGGUUACUCCGGCCGAGGCCGAGCCAGGGGCCGCGGGGAGUUCUUCUCGCGGGGCAGGGGCUACCGGGGCGCCUACGGUGGCCGGGGUAGAGGCGGCAGGGGCCGCAGCCGGGAGUUCCGCGGCUACAGGGAGCCCAUGUACAGGACUGACGAGGACGGCGCUAAAGGCUCGUUCAGGCCCCGGAACCCCAGUGAGACGCGCAGCGAGGGCUCGGAGUACGAGGAGAUUCCCAAGCGCCGACGCCAGAGGGGGUCGGAGACUGGCAGCGAGACUCACGAGAGCGCCAGCGACGUGGCCCACUCCGACAAGGAGGUCUCCUCCAACUCAAAGGAGCCGCCAAAAGAGUUCCGGAAUUCUGACCAGGGCCGAAUGGACAAGAGGAACAGGUCCGAGCCGCCCAAGUUUGGAGACAAGAUGCCGCCCAGGCUCAGCGACUCUUCCCGGGGUAGGAUCUUCACUCCGCGGGGUGUGCCCUCCAGGAGAGGCCGAGGGGGUAUGCCCCGUGGUGGCAGCGGUGGUGGCCGUCCUCAGCAAGGUGGCUGGGGCCCUUCUUCGAAGAUGUCCCCUCCCAAGAAGCAGCCGUCCAAGGAGCAGAUGAAAGCCCCAGAAAACAAGCUGCUGGAUGCCCCACCAGGCAAGGAACACGACAAGAGCCUGCCGGAUAAACAGGUGCCAGCAUCUGACCCCAACUUCCCCGAGGGGCAGCCUCACCGACCGGAGAGGCCCCUCGACAGGCCGCCAAGGCGGCGGCGCCACGGGCGGUCGCAGCAGCAGGAUAAGCCGCCCCGGUUCCGCCGCCUGAAGCAAGAGCGGGAAGUGGCGGCCCGGAUGAACGGCGAGAGGAACCCUUUCCCAGUUGACGUCUUGCCAGCAAACCCCCCUCCCAACCCCCAAGCCGAGGAGAUCAAGGAGGUGGUCCGCAAUGCGGCUGGCACCAAAUCCCCGGACCUGUCCAACCAGAACUCCGACCAGGCCAACGAGGAGUGGGAGACCGCCUCUGAAAGCAGCGACUUCACGGAGAGGCGGGACAAGGACGGCGUGUUUGUGAAAAACUCUGGCGGCAUCAAGUCUAUGGACCCCAACGCUGCCCAGAAGAAGGAAUCGUCCAAACGCAGCUUCUCCAGCCAGCGGCCCGGCAUGGACCGACAGAAUCGGCGCUCCAACCCCGGCGAUUCUGGCGGCAAGAGCAGCCGCAGCAGUGCUGGGUCUAUGAGGAACGAGAAGCGCAAUUGGUCUUCUCCGAAGAAUAGAAGGCCGGUGGAAGAACGUGCGCCUGCCCUACCUCCAGCUCUUUCUCAGAACGCCAGUGCCGUGUUCAGAGUGGACAGGAUCAUCCCCAGCGAUUCUGCUGCCAUCCAGCAAGCCAUUGCGGAAGUCAGCAGUAGGCAGAAGGACCGCAAACUGGUGCCCGGCAAAGUUAAGGAGAAGAGUGACAUGCUGACACAAUUUGACCUGAAUGAUUAUGCAAGUGUGGUGAUCAUUGAUGAUCACCCAGCAGUUUCUGCAGACGAUGGGACCAUGUCUCCCUUAAAUGACGGUUUCACCCGAGUCAUUUCAAAGCGGCAAAAGAGAAUUCUGGAUGAUGAACGACGCAAAAAAGAAGAGCAUCUUCUCCAGAAGGCUGUUAAAAUCUGUGGGAUGGAUACUCUGCAAGCUUCCUUACCUGGUUUCUCCAAAAAGCAGUCAAAGAAGGUUACUCUCUCAACCACCAAGUCCGAAGAGAGCAACAAGGGUCAAAGUAAUGCAACUGAUCUGGGAACUCGAAUUUGGAAUACCACACAUUCCGUUGCCUCCCUGACUCCCCCAGCAAACUCUGGUCUGGAAACUUGGAUCAAACCUCUCAAUGUCUAUGCAGAGGCAGUCAGUGCUGAGGCCAGCCAGACUGACAGUGGGGUGGAUUUGAGCAGCGACUGUCAGGUCUCAUCAACCAGUUCCUCGCAGCGUAGUUCUCCAGACGGCAGCCUGAAAACAGACACCGGGGAGCGUGUUGGGCUCAUUAACCGGAUCAGCACAAAAGUGGUUGAUAUGCGAUCACCAGAAAACCAGCUCCCAGAACCCAAAGAGCAGAGACAGAGACCUGCUAGGACAGAAGCACUGAAAGAAAAUAAGUUUCAGGAGUCUACCAGCGAAUUGGGUAAAGAGCAUAAACCUGGGCCGAUAGGAAAUGAGCGUUCACUGAAAAAUAAGAAAGCAAGAGAAGGACAGCACAAAGCAAGUCCCGAUAGGGGUGCAAAGGCUGUUGGCUUUUCCGUAAGCAGCAGGCCAAAAUCAAAGCCUGACCCCGACUUGCUCCUGGAGACGGAAGUCGCCAUGCCACCUAUCCAGUUUGGAGUGAGUGCAAAAGAUUCUGAUUUCAGUCUGGCCGUGAGUACUAUGCCCAAAUCCACAAGUUCAUCGCCCAGUACUCUGCAGAAUGCUGCCAGCAACGAUGUGCCUUUACCUCCCCCACUACCAGUCACUACUAUUGAGGCCCCACCACAGAACAGUGAGAUGGCUCCUGCAUCUCAUCCCGGCAAUGAAUUGACUCUUAAGAUGGAAUCUGCUCGCAAAGCGUGGGAGAAGUCGCCGAGUGUCACAGAGAAGGAGGCUGCUGCAAGUGUGACCAACACGGAUGUGCCCGAGAUUACUGGAGGCUACCAUUCUUUCGUCACCUCCAUUCCAGCGAUACCAGUGGCCUCUGUGGCCCCAUCUGCCACGCUGUCAGCCCCAGGUGGCCAGAUUCCACCCUGCUAUGUGGAAAGUCAUUACUACGGAAGUCAGCCUCGAGGAAUGCCUCCCUCCAUUUCUCAGCAUCAGGGGUUCCAGCCUGGACUCUCACGGGCAAUGCCAACACAGCAGAUCACACUUCCUCUUCACACUCCUCUCCAAGGCCAGGCCCAGGUUUCUGCUCUUGCAUCCGACAAGGAAACACCGGUCUCCCAAACACAGGAUAUGUUCACUUCUCUCCAGUCUUUCAGCAGGUCCCAACAGUUGUACCUCCAGCCUGGACUGUCCCCACCCUCGGCAGCCAUGGUUCAAGGCUCCACACUAAUAUCUGGGGGUCCAGUGAAGGGUCAGUAUGUCGGCUUCUCAGCAAUGCAGGCUGGGGAGGUAACAAAGACUCCAGCAGGGUUGCCCUACCAGCAGGCAGCUUGCACUCCUCCGAUGUCUCUCAUCUACAACACACAACUGGGCAACUCCCAGCUCAUUGACUCUCAGUUAAUACAGAUGCGGCAAGGUUUGGCCCAGCCAUCCGACUUCUACUCCUCUCCACUGCAGCAGCCCAGUCAGAGCAACUACUUCACAGCACCGCCGAUGUCCAGUGGCCCCCUCCACCAGAUGUUGGUGCCAAUGUUGGGCUCCCAGUUGUCGGUCCCUGGAUUCGAUCCAUGCAGCAGCCCCUGGUUCAACUUCCGCAGUCCUCUGCAUCAUUCACAGCCACAAACCGUCCCCCCAGGGGCCCCGAGACGAGUACUUCACUCCAGCUUUCAUACCACUGCACCAACUCUAGGAAGAGAGGUUAAUCCAGUGGAUCAUAAGACAUUUCAUUUGGAUAGGAAGAUGAAUCAGUCUCCUGGUGCACUUGGAUAUACUGUUCCAUCGCCUACAAUGUUCAGACCUGGCACAACAAGUCCGAGGGGAAAGUCCCCUGGACCAGCCCAGUGUGGCAUCAAUCCUUUGCCGUGUUUCCGAGGGAAUGUUUCGCAGCAGGCAAGGCAACGAGCAGAGGUGCUGCAGAGCACCCAAAGGUUCUUCGAGAGAGUGACCCCCCACAGCAGCAGCAGCAGCAACCCCAGCUCGCUCCCUGCCAGCGAGCAGCAGGAAGGAGACAGCCUGACAUCACACAAGGACGAGAAAUCUUCUGGCAACCCCAAACCAGUGCGAACCGGGCCCAUCAAGCCCCAGAGCAUUAAACCGCAGGAUGAGAAACUGUAACAAGCAACUAGAGACUGCAGCCUCUCAAAACUGAAGGAAUCUACAUCUAAGGGGUUUUAUUUGUCUGUCUCAAAGGAAUAUGGCUUUUUGUUUAGAAAGGAAAAAAAAGAUGAAAUGUGACUGAUUUUUCAGUGGACUACACAAGUGGUUUCUGACCGAGAGCCAACUCCAGCAGCUUUAACCAGAAUGAGAGUGAAGCUGAGCUGGGAGAAAGGAAUAGGGGAGAAGAGGCUCCUAAGUCCUUUUUAAGAAAAGAGACGUCUAGAUUUCUCUACCAUAAUGAAGCAUUCAUCUUAUUGGUAACUAGUAAGUCCUUGUAGAUCCACUUAAUAAAUGCCAAUCCCUUAUAAGGCAGCUGCUUUCUUUGAGGGACAAACCGUAUAAAGACUAGAAUCGGUUUGAACACAAGGUGUUUAGAGUAAAGGGCCACUCAGUGAGUCGAGCAUUUCAAAAGUAAUGUGGACAGAUCUCUCUAGCUUCUGUCUUGUCUAUGUUCCAAAACAGUUGUGAAUGUUUGCAAAUGGUGGUAGAUGGGUACAAAUGACCAAUUCCAUUGCUGCUUUUUUUUUUACUCCGUGGCAUCACACUAUUAGGAGGCACGUUUGCCAGUGCCGAGCAGUGUGAUAGACACCAGAUCAGCAAGAUGUCCUUCAUUCCUCUAACCCAUCCUCUGAUGCCUUUUUUUUCGUUCUCCCCUCCCAUUCCCAGCUUUCCAAAGUCCUGCAAAUAUGUAACAGGGCUUUGCUUAAAAUUUCUGUUUGUUGGCUAUUUCCCUUUCUCCCCCCCCCCACCCCUUCCCCCAAAGGAUAUUGUGUGUUGUCAAAGCACAGACACAGUUCAGAGGAGAUGAAUGUAACAAGCUUCAAAUCCAGUCCUAGUGUUGCCGUUGGAACUCGGAGGGUUUAGAAGUCUUGUGUGGUUGAAAUUGUCAGCUCUCCUCCAAGGAAAAUGACACCCAGGCUGCAGCAGCAGGGGCAGAUUAACUUGAGAUUAAAAAUGAGCACAUCUCCCCAAAGAACGUCUACGCCAGUGGUUAUACAGUAGCUUCACCUGCUGUCCUGUAAACUGAAUCUUCCCUUGUAUAGCCUGUACAGCAUUGAGCAAAGCAUGUGGGUAUGUUACUCCUCCCCAGUCUCUGACCUCUGAAAUAAUGUGAAUUAGUUACAGGUUCUGUGAACUGAAAGCAGUGGGGCUGGUGAAGGAUUUUCAGAGUGGUGGUCAACAAUGAGUGUCCUUAACAAAGCAGUUGCAUCCCAAGAUUAGCCUGUGCAGCAGCAGUGUUAAAAUCAGCAGAGAAAGAUACCCUUAAAAUAUUCUGCAGCUGCCUGUGCCCAUAUCUGCAGAUCAGUGGCAAUGUGAGGAAUCUGUAAUCUGUCCCAUGGAUGGUGAGGAGGUGGCCAAGGAUCUUUGUAAUGUUGAGAAUUUAACAGAUCGCUCUGUGCAGCUGGCUGUGGUUCCCUGGUUACCAGAUAGGAACCCAUUUGGAACCUCUGUCUUUUCCUCCUCUGACUUGGAAGCCGAAGCUCAAAUGAUCCAAUAUUUGAAAGAAGUUAAUUGACAAUGUUCUCGGAACACUGGAAAAACAAUUGGCUGUAAUUCAAAGAGACCACCUCCCUCAUUGCCACCCUCCAACUUGUCUACGGGGGGGGGGGCGCUACAGCAGUUAAUAAAUUCUUCAGACCAAGCAGCUUGCUAGCUUGUUAUUUUGGAAAAUAGGGCGAGGGUGUUGGUAUGGCAGAAAACUGGUGGCGUGCGUCUCCUGCUUUUGCUGUUUUAUAUGGAAUAGUUUAAAGGUGGGGUUUGAGGAAGGCAAGUAUAUGUACAGACCAGGCACAAAAAAAAUUAUGAAGUUCCCUUAUUUUAUCUUGAAUGAUAACUGCAAGGAAAAUGACUUGUCUUGCAGGUUCAACUCUUUAGUAGGAGAUUCAUGACUUUGUGAACUUAAUAGAAAUGGUUGACGAAGUGCAUUUUGCUACCUUAGUUUUUGAUUUGGUAAUGAAUAGAUUAUCCAAUUUUUAAUUUAUACUCUGGGCAUGAGGUGCACCUUUCUCUAGGAGAAGACAACCUGAGGCAAAUAGUGCUUGGUUCAAAAAUGGUGUCUGUGGGUGGAUAAGUGAUGUUCCUCAAUGAUACCAUUUACUACAGCAUGGGGUUAAAUAACUGACCACUGCAGUACACAGGCGACCCAGCUCCACAAGAAAUUGAAGCAAGUGGUCAAGGUGGGGGUUAACUGGUUUGGUUCCCCUCUUCACAUGGCAACUUGGAAGUGUCAUAGACUGUCACCUCUUGAGAACAAGUAGUGCACGGUUUUGAAUAAUAUUUUUCAAGCACACUUCUCACUCCAGUGUUGCUCAUUUUCUCCCCCAACUGCACAUUGUACCUUGAAUCUUCUACUGAGUGAUAGGGGUGAGUUUCCAGCUGUUGAAGAAAUGCCUGGUUGCAACUUGCCCUUGUGCCUCCAUCUCACUGGAAUCUUAAGGCUCAUUUACAGAACAUCUGCUGGGUUGAUCCAGUACUGAGGAGGUUAUUUUUUACCAUUCCUAGAUUCUCCCCCAACCCCUUCCAAGCCUUGGGCCCCAAGAAUCCACAGGCAAGCCAGGAGAGAAGAGAUGCUAACAGUCCUUCACUCUCAUCUCCCUUGGGCUAGCAGCAGCCAGUGUGUGAAAUGCCUGCUCCCAAGCAACCAGUAGCCUGCUGCCCUGAGGCCAGAGAGAAACAUUGCGUACCUGGACGACAUCAGUCAUCAAGGGGCACUUCAUUGUAUUUCUUAUCUCAGCCCCCGCCUUGUGUGACCCCUUGAGCCUUGAGUAGCCCGUAAGAAGCUUUGAGUAACCUUUAGACCCUCAUAGCUGCUUGGGAGCAGCACAUAUUCCUCAUCCAACACUUCUGUGGCAGUCCUCAUUUCUUAGUUAUGAAAGCACACCUCAUGUCAUUGAGUGAUGUGCGUCACAAGCAUCAGGUGCUUGGCAAUGCUGAGGUGCUGUUAAGAAUACAGGUAAGGAAGGAGAGGUUGCCAUAUCUGAGCCACCGCUAUAGAAUGUUUGCUCUGUGCUGGACCUGUUGCACUGCCCAGAGCUGGAGUUGUAAGUUGUUAAAAUUAUAUAUAAUUCAUUUAGACAGUUUGCAACUAAUGAAAGAAAUUGAACUUCACUUUAUGGAUCAAAACCUCAACUGUUUGAAUGUGUGCUGACAAGUUGCCUACUGAUUGAUUGAUGCCUUUCCAUCUCUUGGCCACAUCAUUUGAGCUGACAGCAGUGGUGGGAAUACAGUGAGCAGCACAGGGACUGAGUGUGGACGAGCUAAAUUCCCUCAGUGUGAGAUGCAGGGGAUAUUUUUUUUCUUUUUAAAGAAAGCCAAACCAACAUUUGUACCGACCUAUCACUAUUUUUAAACCUUUCAUGUUCAAAGUAAAAUAAAAAAUUAAUGGGGAGGGAGGAAAUGCAAGCAAAGGGAGAGAGAUGGGGUGGGGUACUGGGGGAAAACAAAUCCUUUUGGUGAUUGUGUGUGACCUCAUUUGUGAUGGGCCAGAAUUGUUCUGUGAAGAUUCACUAGUUGAAAAGCUCUCUGCUGCAUUGUUUGCCUGGCUCCAGUUUCAUGUACUGUCACACAGUGUAAUUUAUAAUCCUAAUAAAAGUGACUGUUUCGAGGGCUGCAGCAAA
Messenger RNA from Pristis pectinata (smalltooth sawfish), 11245 nucleotides. RefSeq names its product protein PRRC2A-like. The record is from RefSeq and is a predicted model, not a curated record. Gene Ontology annotation, biological process: cell differentiation. The transcript is spliced from 34 exons. Bases 291 to 7586 code for a protein of 2431 amino acids. Lineage: Eukaryota; Metazoa; Chordata; Chondrichthyes; Rhinopristiformes; Pristidae.